Messenger RNA from Ceutorhynchus assimilis (cabbage seed weevil), 1767 nucleotides. Lineage: Eukaryota; Metazoa; Arthropoda; Insecta; Coleoptera; Curculionidae. The record is from the annotation of a GenBank genome assembly.
GUUGGAACAGAGCUAUUGUCAGUGAGUCGAGUCAUGAUAUCAUUGGUCGAGUCAGAUGACCAUGUCAAUUUACACCUUGUUGACAAAUUGUCAUUGUCAUUUAAUUUUUUUUUCUCUAUACAUUGUUUGUUUCUAUUUUUAUUAUAAAAACAUUUAUCAAUGUCGACUUCAAAUCUAAGUCCUGAAGAGAAUCAUGAGCUCAUCAAGAAAGGGGUUCACGUUUUACCGAAAAAACCAGGACAGAGAGGUCGUACCGAAGUCCACUGCUUUGAGAGCUCUGAUGGAGAAAAUGAUGCCUGUAUACUGGUAAACGUGCCCAGCCAAUCGAGCCUAGUAUCAGAACUUUCGAUUAGUCCUGCUAUUGCAUCUGAUGAAAGCCUUCAAGCAUAUGCUGAAAAAUCAAUUAAUGAAACCAAACGAUCAUCAACCAGUGAGAGAGUGCUUGACAGCUUACAACUCAGGCGCUCCAGCGGCAGCGACGGAUAUGAUAAAUAUGACGCGAUUUUCGAAGAAGAAAGUGAUGCCGAACAGUCAUGGUCGGAAAAUGGGAUACAAGAGGAAGAGCCUCUCGUGGAUUGCAACCAAUUUAUGCACCCAGUCAGCUUUGUAACAGACAUGGUGAAUCAAAUUUGUGACGAUGGUGCAGCAAAAGCAGAGACAAUAUGGCAAUCUUUAGUUGAGGUUCCAACAGAGAAAGCAGAAGUACCAGACGAAGACGAGUAUGUAAGUUGGUAUGAUACAACAGAUGAUGAUGAUGAUGAUGACGAUGGAGCUACUGAUAACAAUCAGUAUUAUGGUGGAGGCUAUUAUCCAGCUUAUAAGGAAUCCAUCGAGUAUGCUGUUAUAGAUUCAAGAAGAUCCCUAACUAGCUGGCCAACUAUAGGAGAAUUUACCAUAGAACUUGGCGCUUUCAAAAUUGAUGAUUACCUUAGUAAUUUUGAGACUGAAGAAAAUUGGAUGUACGUUAUUUAUUAUAAGGGUCUGAUUGAAGAUAAAUGUUCUAAAUUGCAUAAAUAUCAGGCUGUAUACAGUUUGCCAACCUGGAAAUAUCCCAUAGCACAAGCGACUGCAAGCAUUUUCUUUACAAUCGAAGUGUGCAAAACUUCGUUUCCGCACUGCUUUGUAGAUGUAAAAUUCCAAUACGAAACGUUUAGGCAAGUAUACUCAGUUGGGACAAAUGAACUGCAAGAAAAAUGGCUACACUACAUCCUGGAUUCCAAAAUUAAAUUCUUUCAAACUAUAACUUAUUAGGUAUAAUUAUUUAUCAACAAAUAAAUAAAUGGGUCUCGACAUCUAUUUUUUAGUGUUUCAUUUAUAAAACCUCCAACUUGAGCAAUUGAAACCUAGCGUAAUUUUCGCAAAAAUGUAACAUCCUGAAAAAGUGCAUCAUACCAGUCACAUUAGCAGUCAUGUGAAUAGGCUAUAUGGCUAUAUAGACAGAAGCUUCAAUGGGACUAGUUGACUUAUACCCAUUUCACUGCGGAAUCAUCAUGGUGGAUCAUUAAUUAAAAGAGUACAAGCUGAUUCGUCAAUUACUCCCUAUGUGUCUAGUAGUAGUAGGUUGGUCAGAUCUGUAUUCUGUAUAUUAAAAUAUUGUGCAUUCCAAUGAUUGGUCUAGGCCAGUGGUUCUCAAUCUUUUGUAGAGUGAGGAACCCUAGAGCGCACUUUUUUUUUUCUAGGGAACACCUAAGACAUAAUGUUUGGCUUUGUGUCAAAAUAUAGAUAUUAAUACUUACUACUUAAUAAGCUUCUAAAAGAGGAGUAAAU